AUGUCUCAAUCGCUUUUCAAUCUCAAAACUUCCUCUUGCUCUCUCAAUAACAUAACUGUAAUGAGAGGAUACAUUUUGAUCAAAAAGGCUUCUCAAAGGGCAUAUGCAGUAGGAAGCAGCAGAGAGAAGCCAUCGUGGACAGCAGAUUGUGAAACCGGUUACUACAGACCUGAAACCAUAAAAAAAGAGGUAGAUUCACACGUUGUGACAACCUCUAAAAGUGAAGUUAAAAUGAGGAGAGGUAAAGAGUUAUGGUGGAUGCCUGAUCCGCAAACCGGAUUCUAUCGACCUGACACUUUUGCGAGAGAGCUCGAUGCCGUUGAGCUACGGUCAAUGCAUUCCAACCACCGAGAAUAA
Eruca vesicaria subsp. sativa (arugula) is the source of this 357-nucleotide messenger RNA. The record is from the annotation of a GenBank genome assembly. Lineage: Eukaryota; Viridiplantae; Streptophyta; Magnoliopsida; Brassicales; Brassicaceae.